Molecule: messenger RNA, 1439 nt
Organism: Suillus subaureus
Lineage: Eukaryota; Fungi; Basidiomycota; Agaricomycetes; Boletales; Suillaceae
Product: Chloroperoxidase
Exons: 5
Coding region: 441-1307 (288 amino acids)
Molecular function (GO): peroxidase activity
Source: RefSeq, a predicted model, not a curated record
ACACUCACACGUCGGAGUACUGUUCAGAAAACUCCACAAACCCGACACACCGGGGUCCCUCUGGCCCUCGUAUGUAGUCGGACAAGCAGGCGCUGAGAGCCGUGUCGAUGAUUCAAGCUAUCAAACGUCCAAGAUUACAAUUUGAGUCUUCGAGUCGGACUGAGCUCGAUGAAGCCUAUGCCCCAGUCAGACUAUCAAUUUUAGAAGCAAUGACUGACACUUCCCUUUGGUUCCUUCGGGAAGUUUGCCCACCUGAGCCCUCCUACAUCAGUGCAUAUGGUUCGAUAUACACAUAUGGUGUCGGGGAUACCUGUCAGUCCUGUGACACUAGGUACGUUAUUCGGAUCCCGCAUAUAUACUUAAGCUUCAUAGUGAAGCAUACCUAUCCAUCCCCGGUUUAUGACCUUUGACAUACCCAUCAUUGACCUAAGGAAAGUAAAAUGGGCUUCUUCUCCGGCGUGUCCCGUCUUUUCUUCGAUAUCGGGAUCUUAUCUUGGGAUGUUCUCGUUACGCUCUCCAAUCUCGUGAGGAGGAACCGCCGCAUCAGACAUGUCACCCCCGAAGGCCACCCAGGCUAUGGAGGGUACUGGCCCGAGUAUAGGCCUCCCAAGGGGACCGACUCCCGCUGCUCUUGCCCUGCACUCAAUGCGAUGGCCAACCAUGGCAUCAUCUCACGCAGUGGCCGCGAGAUCUCGUUUGUCGAGGUUGGCCACCAUAUCCGGGCAACAUACAACUUCAGUUCUACCUUCUGCUCAUUUGUGCCGCACUUUGCCGCUCGCAUGCUGAAGAAAAGCUACAGUGAAGAUACAUUUGAUUUGGAAGAACUCGACCUGCACAAUGGUAUUGAACAUGACGCCUCUCUCUUACGCCUUGACGCUGCUUUUCAACCAGACCAAUCGAUAAAACACGUACCUUUAAUUGAGGAGUUACUUGCAGCAGCGACCGGCAAGGACGAGGACGGCAAUGAUCUCAUCACCACCAAAGAUCUCUCCAGGAUGCUCGGCAAGCGACGUGCAAUCGCGCGUGCAGUAAAUAAGGAGUUCUCUCUCAACUUUCUCCACAGGAUCUUUGGGAGCACGAAUGCAGCAACCCUAGUCACUGUCUUUGGAGGUCGUGUAGACCACCUUCAUAGCUUCCUUCAUCAUGAGCGACUCCCAGAGGGCUGGGAGUCGCACAUUCGCCAACCUCAUGGACUGACUCUGAUGACAUUCAAUAAGACUAUACUAGGAGUUGAGCUUGGUGUGUACGAGCAGGAUUGGGCAGAAGCCGCACGAGAGGCUGUAGAACGUCAUACUGCUCCUGCUUGAAACUUCGCCCAGAAGGGGCUACAUACUUGGACGUGACGUUUGGAGCUUGUCUGACGUUACAAACCUCACACAUGUUGUCUGCUCUUACUUAUUUGAUGUACUUUCACAUGUUCUAGAGAUCCUGCAGAUGCU